AUGAUGCUUUCCCAAGGAUUUCCGGCCACUUUUUUGGUGAUUUGGUGUGUCCAAGCCACCCUGGCCCUGGGUUUGUCGUUGCUGGGGUGUCCUUCAGAUGCGGCCCAGAGAUCUGCAUCGCAAAAACGGAUGGAACGGCUGUUCUUGAACUUGAGGGAACGUGGACCCGGGGGACCCCGACGGAGACCUGAAGAACCCAGUGAUGAAGAACUCUACUCCUGGCUAUCGAUGCUGAUGGACGAAAAUUCUGGAACUUCGGGUCUGAUUCAUGAGCCGACCGAAGCGACCGGUUACGCCACCUCCCAUCAUCCCUUACCAUGCGCACCGGGAAUUUUCACCACCGAACUCCUACAGUUCCUGUGGAUGUGGAAGACACAAUCUGCUACGGAAGAGGUGAAGCAGUUGGUCACACAAAGUGAUCGACACUGGGCGUUUCUACGCAUCAGCCCCUGGAUGAACGUCUUGAAGUUGGGAUAUGGAUCUACCUUUGCAGCAGGCCACGAACUCUGCACCUUGGUCCCAGCACCUCCUGAAGCAAUGGAUCUGGAAAGCGCUGCCAGGCGGUUUCAUGCUGCGUGGCCGGGGUCAACCACGACGGAGGCCACGAUCUUCAAACAGUUCCACGUCUUGACCGCCGUCGACUACCGCAGCUGCGCGAGCCGAGGCCGUCGCUGUCAGCGCUGGCUGCAUCGCCGCUUCGUGGAGUUGGCCCUACGGCAGCCCUUCGCCUGCGGCGUGGUCUGCCGCUAUGCCGCGGCCUUCGCGUACUUGGCCCAAGCGCUGACAGACAACAGGGGCAGAAGGAGAUGGUUGAGGAAAUGGUCCGAAGAUCAAGAAAAAUUGGUAGAGGAUGCUCAGGCGCAAAUCCUAUUGGCGGAUGGCAUUUUCUAUACACUGCUGGGGCCACAACAGGUGCAAUUGACCUGUUCCUUGACGCGAAGCUUUCCAAUUUUCAGCUUGCUGGCACGACUGGCCGGGAUUCCAAUGUCUUUGGGAGAUUCCAAUUCCAAUCCGAGAGAUGAAACUGCCACAAAUCCAACACUGAAGGUGCCCAAUCAGCCACCACCACCAACUUUGGCCAAACUCUGUGAUCUAAUCGACCAGUGGCCGCCACUUCAAAGGUUGACUGCUCAAGGUGCAAUGGCUGUAUAUUCCAUGCUACAAAGUCUUGGAAGUUUGUUGGAUGAGUUCCAAAUCAAAUGGUGGAUGUCUUCUGGAGCUUUGUUGGGUACGCUGCGAAAUGGUGGCAUGUUGCCCCAAGAUUGUGAUGUGGAUAUAGCCAUCUGGCGACCAGAUGCUCAUGAAAUGUUAUCUCCCAAGUUCCAAGCUGCACUGGCUGCAGCGGGGCUGGUGUCGUUUCAUAUGCCUAUCUAUUUCCAGUACCGUUUCUGCUUGGUGCAAGUCCCGGCAGCAGCAGAUCCCCGCAGCGUCCAGGGCGGCUUGGCCUGUCAUCUGCCCUAUGUGGAUGCACACCUGGCUGAUGUCGCGGAAGAGGGUCGCUGGCAUUACAUUCAUCGUACUGACCUGCAAUAUGCCCACAGUUUUCCCUUGAAAGGCAUCUUGGGCUCCCAGAAGAGGGACCUGCGUCAACGGCGCUUCUUUGGGGAUGCGAAGGUGUGGAUUCCAAACCUGCCGCAGAGCGAGGAAUAUUUGAACAAAGUCUACGGAGAAGAUUGGAGGAAAGUCCUGCGCGGGCGUCGUGGAGCAAUGAUCCAUAACCUCAGCGCGGGCGAGAGCUUUUGGGGAAUGAUCGCGCGACCCACUGGCCCCCUACGGGAUGUCAUUCGAGAGCAAAAACUAAUCGGAAACUUAUUGCCCGGAGCUGCUGUGACCUGCAGCCAUGACUGCGACCAUGACUGA
Cladocopium goreaui is the source of this 1860-nucleotide messenger RNA. Lineage: Eukaryota; Dinophyceae; Suessiales; Symbiodiniaceae. The record is from the annotation of a GenBank genome assembly.